GGAUAUCCUUCCCAUCAGUCUCAGUCCGGAGGCAGCAGGAUAGAGAGGCAGAGGCGGAGAAGGCGGCUGGCCGGACGGGAGGAGCAGAGAGCAGAGCACCCAGAGCCAGGAGGAAGAAGAGGAAGGCGAAGCGAAGGUCCGAGCCUCCGAGGAUGCCGUGCCUGAACGUGUCGACGAACGUCAACCUGGAGGGGGUGGACACCUCUGCCAUCCUCGGCGAAGCCUCCACGGCCGUCGCCAACAUCAUCGGCAAGCCAGAGGCCUACGUGAUGGUUGUUCUCAAGGGUUCAGUGCCUAUGGCAUUUGGAGGUACCCAGGAGCCUGCAGCUUAUGGUGAGCUGGUUUCCAUUGGAGGGCUGAACCCUGAUGUCAACAAGAAGCUGAGUGCUGGCAUUGCUUCUAUUCUGGAGUCAAAGCUGUCCAUUCCCAAGUCCCGCUUCUACCUCAAGUUCCACGAUUCAAAGGCUCAUCCAGCACAAGAACAUGCUCAAUGUUUGCAUGCUUUGCAUCAAGAAUAGAUCAUCGCUCGGACUUUGGUUGGAAUGGCUCCACCUUCUAGAUUCGAGGUCCAUGGGUGUGGCUCCACCGCUCCUGUGAAGGAAGAUCGUCUUCCCUAAUGUCUUGUCCAUUGCAUAAUGGCCUAAUAAGGACUCUGUUGUAAGAUGUCAGUUAAUUUGUGCUGAACUGAAGUGAAAACUGUCAUGCGGAACUGGGGCACAGACUUGUUCAUUGCAACCUAGCAUAUUCGUGCCGUGCUGUGUUGGCUUGCACAAACUUGGUCAUCUUGGUUCGUCCUUCGGGUUGGGUAUGGUAAGCUUGAAAUGAUUAUGUCUA
This is a messenger RNA of Panicum virgatum (switchgrass), 834 nucleotides long. RefSeq names its product macrophage migration inhibitory factor homolog. The record is from RefSeq and is a predicted model, not a curated record. Bases 153 to 518 code for a protein of 121 amino acids. Lineage: Eukaryota; Viridiplantae; Streptophyta; Magnoliopsida; Poales; Poaceae. Gene Ontology annotation, molecular function: phenylpyruvate tautomerase activity. The transcript is spliced from 4 exons.